Messenger RNA from Rhipicephalus sanguineus (brown dog tick), 730 nucleotides. Its product is annotated as cathepsin L-like. Gene Ontology annotation, cellular component: lysosome. Gene Ontology annotation, molecular function: cysteine-type endopeptidase activity. The coding region runs from base 21 to 722 and encodes 233 amino acids. Lineage: Eukaryota; Metazoa; Arthropoda; Arachnida; Ixodida; Ixodidae. The transcript has 5 exons. The record is from RefSeq and is a predicted model, not a curated record.
AGAAGCACAUUGUGUCCCGAAUGCUCAACGCGUCAGUUUUGCCAGACAGUGUCGACUGGAGAAACAAAGGGGCCGUGACUCCCGUGAAGACGCAGGGACCGUGCUUGGCUACAUGGGCUUUCAGCGCGACCGGAGCAGUGGAAAGUCAACAUUUCAUUCGAACGGGUCAACUCGUGGAUCUAAGCGAACAGAACCUCAUCGACUGUUCUCAAGACUUUGGCAACCUAGGGUGCGAAGGAGGCCGAGCAGAUCAAGCUUUUGAAUACAUCAUCCAAAACAAGGGCGUUGACCUGGAAGAACUGUACCCUUAUGCUUUCAAGACCAUGCCAUGCGCAUUCGACAAGGGUGCUGUCGGUGCGACCCUAUCCGGAUUCCAUAUAGUUCCUCAAAUGUCCGAAGAGCAACUUCAGAUCGCUGUAGCCACCGUGGGUCCCGUUGCAGUAGUGAUCGAUGCCGCGCAUGAUGAUUUCUUCCAGUAUCACCAAGAGCCUUCGUUUUUCUCUUCGCGUUUUUUAGGUAUAUAUAAUAAUCCGUUCUGCAGUGCUAGUGACGUCAACUACGGUCUUUUAGUAGUAGGCUACGGCACCGCCAACGGCAUAGAUUACUGGAUAUGUAAGAACAGCAUGGGACCUGACUGGGGUGAACAUGGUUACAUAAGGAUGGCGAGAAACAAGCAAAACCAGUGCGGCAUCGCUACUUCGGCCACUUAUCCGGAAAUCUAGGUGACAUG